ACAAUAGAGCAAUAUGUGCCUCUGUUAAAGCUCUUUUUAAGUUCUGCUGCAAAGUGUUUACGGAGAGCAGCUGGUCUCAGGACUGUCUGGACAGUGAAUUGCCGACUGGCGUGGAUCGGCCUAUUCGUCAUUAGGGCCGAAUUCUCCUCGUUGUGCGUCGUGCUCUCUAUUACACUGACGUUCGCGAGACUCGCGGCGAACGUAUCUGCGGAGCUGAUUCCGAGAGGAAAUUUGCUCAUUACACACUUGGACGCCAUUUUCAGUUCUGUCGGAGGUGGCCUCUACUGUAGUGAGUGGCCUCCGGUGGCCACUUUCUGGUCCUUCAACCAACCCCCAGGAAGACGUGUUGCAUUUCGUGCAAAGUGACGAGAAAUCGUAGCUGCUGACGACACCAUGACGAUUCUCGCCCCUAAGAAGAGUGGACAGGGGUCCAAGCAGGCUGAACAGGAGGCGGCGGAGCAGUCGCCUCCGCAUCAGCAACUCCCUCAGCCUCGCUCUCCACAGGGCAACGAUUUGCUCGGAGCUGGCUCGCACAGAUGGUCUCCAGGGCUCCGGGAGGAAGCGGAGGCAGCAGUGGACGGCAGUCGCAAGCGGUCAAUGCGAGCCUCACCCCACAGACGCACCAAGAGGGAGCGUGGCGCCUCCUCUCCAGGGUCAGGGGGCAGAACCUCACCUGACGAGCCCCCCUCGCAACAGCAAGAGACAGCCUCGGACACGGCUGACCCUUCCGGAUACAACUCUGGUGACGAGCACAAAAACGAUCCAAACGAGGAGGCAAAGUGGCUUGAGAUGGAGCGAGGUUUUGCGAAGAGACUUAGCAAAAAGGGUUUGGUGGUGCGAGAAAUGGCGAAAGACGGCGCUUGCCUCUUCCGCGCCGUUGCUGACCAAGUGUAUGGCGAUCAGGAGAUGCACGAAAUUGUCAGAAAACACUGCAUGGACUACCUGGAGCGAAAUCGCGAUCACUUCAGCCAGUACGUCACUGAGGACUUUGACUUGUACGUUGGGCGAAAGCGCGACGUCUCGUGCCACGGAAAUCACAUCGAGCUGCAGGCCGUGUCUGAAAUGUUCAACCGGCCGGUGCAAGUGUUCUGCUAUGAUUCGGAGCCGCUUGAGAUCUGGCACGGUUGUACUGAGCCCAGCGACGACCCCAUUAUACUGUCGUACGAGCGCGGUUCUCACUACAACUCGCUCUUCAACCCGACCAAAGAGCCCCUCAACUGCAAACCGCAGCUGCCAAUGAUGCACCAAGGCAUCAAGGACGCAGCCCUGGUCGCUGAUGCGCUCGCUCAUUCUGAAAACUUUGCCAUCGAACAGGCUAUGCUGCAGGACAAGAUUUUUGCUUCGGACAUGGAAGCAACUGAAAGGGUUCUUGAAGAGCAAGUGGCCAGAGCAAGCUACAUGGACUGGGUCAGAGAGGCAGAAAAGAGGCAGAAAAACAAAAUGGGCUCAUCUAGUGCUACAGCGACAGUGACCUCUGGCUCGAGCAGAAGCAGGUGCGGCAGUGGCUCGCCGCCUGCCGGCCCCAGCAGCAGCUUUGAUCUGUUCUAUAGCACCCCAAGCACAAGCUGGGCUCCCGCCCCGGGGCCAAGCUCUGCUGAGAACUCUCUGCCAGUGCCGUGCUCCUCUCAAGAGGCUGCGCCAGCAGCCCAAGACUCGUGCUGGCCCACCAAGAAAAAGAAGAAGCAGAAGAACGAACACAACUGAAUUCCAUUUCAUUUGCUGAAAAAAAGACUUGCUUCAACGUGAUAAUUGAUCAUCGCAUGCUGGCUUAGCCAGCCUGGAUGGAUGUGACAGCAGAUACUAUGUCAUCAAUAAAAGAGAAUAAUGUGAAUAAUAUAUGUGUAUUGCAAAAAUUUAUGUUUGCAUUUAAGGAAACCCACUGAAACGUUUUGUGGAAAAUAA
Messenger RNA from Cloeon dipterum, 1902 nucleotides. RefSeq names its product OTU domain-containing protein 5-B-like. NCBI's taxonomy places the organism in Eukaryota, Metazoa, Arthropoda, Insecta, Ephemeroptera, Baetidae. The transcript has 6 exons. Gene Ontology annotation, molecular function: cysteine-type deubiquitinase activity. Gene Ontology annotation, biological process: protein deubiquitination. Bases 394 to 1704 code for a protein of 436 amino acids. The record is from RefSeq and is a predicted model, not a curated record.